Molecule: messenger RNA, 870 nt
Organism: Aricia agestis (brown argus)
Lineage: Eukaryota; Metazoa; Arthropoda; Insecta; Lepidoptera; Lycaenidae
Product: MORN repeat-containing protein 5-like
Exons: 7
Coding region: 108-839 (243 amino acids)
Source: RefSeq, a predicted model, not a curated record
AGUACUUAAUAAUUUAGCAAAAUAAAAAUGUGUGUCUCUACAUAAAAAUUACAGCAAGUUUUGUAAUAUAACCACUUUCUAAACAAACUGCAAGUAUCACAUUUGCGAUGUCAAUAGAAGAGCGAAGAAAAAGAUCGGAGCGUAUAUCGCAAUGGGAGGAGCUCAUGCGCAAGUUUGCCCAAUCUCACAAGGAAGAGUGCAGGGUAUACUCGCUAGCCAUACCUCGAGUGGAGAGGUCUGAGAAACGGUUCCCCACUGGUUCCACCUACUGCGGCACCUGGGAUGUUCUCGGCAUGAGCGGCGAUGUAAAGUAUACCUUUCCUAAUGGAGCAAUAUACCAAGGUCAGUUUGAGGAUGGCAUGUUCCAUGGUGAGGGUAUUCUGAAGUACCCCAGCGGCAUCAAGCUUCGCACCAAGUGGAAGAGGGGAGAACUCGUAGAGAAGACUUUGGUGUAUUCUGAUGGAUCGGAGUACAAACCUGAUUCCAGCUACUGCGUCUUGCCGGAUAGACGGUUCACUAUAGAACUCGACAACGGUUUACAACCAGCUGGCAAAUCAUAUUUAACAGCUGAGCAGCCUACGAGAGAAAUACCGCUUGGUUACUACGACACGGGAGAUGGUUUCUACAAUCCUAAUUCUAAAAUGAUACAUAAAAGUGAUAAUAUUUAUGGCAUUCUCAGGGCUCCCUCAGAGUACGAGCAAAAAUGGAUUGUAGAAAAUUGUCGUAAGUCACCUAUGUUGCCUGUCGGUCCUAGAAAAGAUUUGUACGAGGAAUGGGUGGAACCACCACAAGUACUUAAACGAUGCAAAUGUGCCUGCCCCAACUGUAUUCAAGAGUGAGGUGGCUUAUGACUAGUUAGGUUAAAUUACC